Aspergillus homomorphus CBS 101889 is the source of this 495-nucleotide messenger RNA. RefSeq lists its product as uncharacterized. The transcript is spliced from 2 exons. Lineage: Eukaryota; Fungi; Ascomycota; Eurotiomycetes; Eurotiales; Aspergillaceae. Bases 1 to 495 code for a protein of 164 amino acids. The record is from RefSeq and is a predicted model, not a curated record.
AUGAGACAACCGCCUUCGCUGCCUCACCUGACAAGCCGGUGCUGCCAUAUCCUGACAUUUGCACGAGCCUGGAUUCCUGCCGAGCAGCUUGCGGCUUCAAUAAGAACCACCACGUCAGCAACUAUUAUCACCUCUCAAAAUGGUCGAGAUUUGGACCACCGGAUUACAGCCUAUCACCGCUUUCUUGCCAAGAGUGCCAAUAACCACCUCCCUUUCCCCACGGGGACCGGGAUUGUAAAGGAUCCGGAGAUGAAGAUGGAUCCGGAGAUGAAGAUCUCAAGUGUUUCCAGCCUUUCAUCAAGUCCGGUUUGCAUCGCAUUGUUGGUGACGGUGUCUUUAGCCACUUCAGUCCCUGGACCCUACUCGCGACGAGUAUCGUCAGCAGGGUCUCAGGACCCUGACGAUCCCGUCGGCUCGACCGUGGGAUGGACGCUGACUGGUGUGCGCAGCGUGACCUUGUACUUCCGUAUUGAAUUCCCGUUCGCCGGCCGCUGA